Messenger RNA from Sinocyclocheilus grahami, 1540 nucleotides. RefSeq names its product homeobox protein SIX4-like. Gene Ontology annotation, cellular component: nucleus; transcription regulator complex. The coding region runs from base 101 to 1540 and encodes 479 amino acids. The transcript has 2 exons. Gene Ontology annotation, biological process: regulation of transcription by RNA polymerase II. The record is from RefSeq and is a predicted model, not a curated record. Gene Ontology annotation, molecular function: RNA polymerase II cis-regulatory region sequence-specific DNA binding; DNA-binding transcription factor activity, RNA polymerase II-specific. Lineage: Eukaryota; Metazoa; Chordata; Actinopteri; Cypriniformes; Cyprinidae.
CCCGAUAUCACUCGCAUGGCGCACGGGUAACCGGAUCAGCUUUGGGCAGAAACGAGGCGGGGUGACCGACUAAAGGAAUCUGAGGUGAAGAAUAAAAACAAUGUCUGUUUCCUCUAGUGAAGUGACAGUGGCAGGCGAGAUCAAAAAGGAAAAUGUGAAGUACGCGGAGCCUCCCGAGAGAUCCACGGACAGUCGGGGGCACGUCAAACUCCUCAUUCUGGACACUCCAGUGGCCACCGGGAUGCUCGUCGGGCAGCAGCAGACCUCUCCACCGGAGCGCAAGAUGCCCACUAUGGACUCUUUGUCUGCGCACACUUCACCCGCAGCAGCCGCGGCCUCUUUGGCUUUCUCACCGGAGCAGGUUGCUUGUGUUUGCGAGGCGCUUCAGCAGGGGGGCAACGUGGAUCGACUCGCCCGGUUUCUGUGGUCUCUCCCGCAGAGCGACUUGCUGCGCGGUAACGAGAGUAUCCUCCGCGCUCAGGCGCUGGUGGCCUUCCACCAGGCGCGCUACCAGGAGCUUUACAGCAUCUUGGAGAGCCACAGUUUCAGCCCCUCGUGCCACUCUGCCCUGCAGGACUUAUGGUACAAAGCCCGGUACACGGAGGCGGAGAAGGCCCGCGGUAGACCGCUGGGCGCAGUGGAUAAAUAUCGCCUGCGACGGAAGUUUCCCUUGCCCCGGACCAUCUGGGAUGGAGAGGAGACGGUGUACUGCUUCAAAGAGCGCUCCAGGAACGCGCUGAAGGACCUCUAUAAGCAGAACCGGUACCCAUCCCCGGCCGAGAAAAGGAAUCUGGCCAAGAUCACAGGACUGUCCCUCACACAGGUCAGCAACUGGUUCAAAAACAGGAGGCAGAGAGACAGAAACCCGUCAGAGGCGCAGUCCAAAAGUGAGUCAGAUGGAAAUCACAGUACGGAGGAUGAGAGCAGUAAAGGUCAGGAGUCUCUGUCCCCAUGCCCGAUGUCAACCUGUGCUGACGGGACCGUGGGCAAUGCAGUUGUGCCUCUCUGCUCUGGAGCUCUGCAGGCCGGGGUCAUCGUCCAGCAGGCUGGAGACAGCAGGACCUCUGUCUCGCCACCGUCCGUCAUAUUUAACGGAGUCUCAGUCAACACUCCCACCUCUGUUUUCCACAACGGCACCCCUUCAUUUCUCUCCACUACAGGACAUGUCCUCUUCAGCGGCAUGAACUUGGGACUCCAGUCCCUGGCUUGCAGAUCAACGGCAGAUGUGGAGAUGGAUGGUACAGGACAGGAUAAAGGGGUAAUGGAAGAUCCUGCACUGGCGUACCCCUCAUUUCACUGCAGUGUGAAUGGGACAGACAUAGAUGUGAAAACAGAGGAUGUGAGGCAGGAUGUGUCGGUCCAGGACCAGACCACGUCCAUUAGCUCGGUAUUCACUGUCAACCCAUCCAACAACUUGCAGCUUGAAGGUUACAACUUGGUUCCUGAAGGCAAUGGGACCUCGCUGCUUAGUAACAAGAUGGCACUUUCUCCCUUGCAACUCUCAUCAUCUUCUUCACCCUCAUCAGUCACACAAGGUUAG